AUGGAAACCACCUCUGCCUCGUCUUCAAGGCGAUGGGCCCCGAUAUGUCCAAAUACAGACGGCUGUUCCCCAAGCAGAGGAUUUCAAAUAUCGAGGCAGCUACUUCUUGCCCUCUCCUACCUCCACGACACUUGCCAUGUCAUACACACGGAUAUCAAGCCGCAGAAUAUUCUAGUGGAAAAGCCGGCGAUCAAUACUAUGUUCGAGCAAGCGCCAUCCGAGGUAUUUCUGCCCGAAGACACGCCGCAGGGCCCACCAGGCGAUUUCUACAUGGAAUCAACCCAAAUAUCCUCCGCUGAGGAAGAUCUUACACAGCCAACCGACCUGUCCGUCAGACUCGCCGACUUUGGAACCUCAAGUUGGUUUGACCGGCAUUUGACCGAGUGGAUUCAGCCGCAGAUGCUCCGGGCGCCAGAGGUGAUUCUCGGCGCGGACUGGGACUACAAAGUUGACAUUUGGAACCUGGGCUUGGUUCUAUGGGAGCUUACUGAAGGGCAACUUCUCUUUGACGGGAGCUGGACCCCGGCGGCGCCCUACAGCGGCGAAGCUCACUUGGCGCAAAUGACGGCGAUUCUAGGCGAAAUGCCCAGCUCUCUUCUUGCGCGGUCCAAGAGACGGGACCAAUAUUUUGACUCGAAAGGCCACCUCUUGAAGUCGUCUUUUCCGCCAUGCUCCCUGGGGCAGUUCAGCAAGGUGCCCAAUCUUUCGGAAGCCGAAACGAAGGCGUACUUGGAUUUCAUCAAGUCCAUGAUCAGGAUGGAUCCGGAGCAGCGGCCUGAUGCGAGCGAGUUGUUGGAGUCCCCUUGGUUGAGGUAA
Molecule: messenger RNA, 816 nt
Organism: Chaetomium globosum CBS 148.51
Lineage: Eukaryota; Fungi; Ascomycota; Sordariomycetes; Sordariales; Chaetomiaceae
Exons: 5
Coding region: 1-816 (271 amino acids)
Biological process (GO): spliceosomal complex assembly; protein phosphorylation; regulation of mRNA processing
Molecular function (GO): ATP binding; protein kinase activity
Source: RefSeq, a predicted model, not a curated record